AUGCAACAGCUCCAAGCUCAGCAAAAGUUGUUUGAAUCUCAACUCGCCCAAAUGGCUAACCCUUCUCCACCACUGCUAUUCCCAUCUCCCCCUCAACCUAACCCAUCCACACAACCUCCACCACAGCACCCAAAACCAAACCAACACACUGCAAAAGCUAUCCACCUAAGAUUAGGGACUCAGUAUGACGACCCUUCAUAUCCAAUUGAUGCACCUUUGGUAAGGGGUGGUGACGAGAAAGGAGUGAAUGUGACUGAGAAAGAAGAGGAACAAGGUGAAAGAUCAAGAGUUGACAGUGAAAGAAGUGAGCCUGCAGAGAUUGAUGAUGAGGAAGAAAAGAAAAAGAGUGAUAAGUCGACGGAAAAUGAAGAAGAAAGGAAGGAGAGGAUUGAGGAGAGAAAAAGGUUAGAUUGCUUGUAUGCUCCCCCACUUCCCUUCCCCUAUAGGAGAGUGGAGAAGCAACUUGAUGAGAAGUUCAACAAAUUUCUAGAGCACUUUCAAAAGAUGGAGAUGAAGAUUUUGUUUCUUGAUGCAAUGGCGCAAAUGCCUAAGUAUGCUAAGUUCUUGAAAGACCUAUUCUCCAACAAGAAGAAGCUUGAGGAAGAAAUAAUCAUGAAGUUGGGAAAUCUUGAACCCAAAGGGGCGCUCGCCGAUCUAGGGGCCUCAAUUAGCCUUAUGCCUCUAUCCAUCGCCAAGAAGCUAUCCUUUAGCCUCAGACCUUCAAGAAAGACAAUCCAAUUGGCAGAUAGGAGCAUAAAGGUUCUAUGUGGAGAGCUUGAUGAUGUACCUAUCCAAGUGGGGGAACUAGUGGUCCCUUGCGACUUUGUAGCGAUGGAGAUGGAAGAAGACCCUUAUACUCUUCUCAUUUUGGGAAGAGCUGUCUUAAAAACAUUUCGGGCGGUUAUUAAUUGCCAUGAUGACACCAUAACGGUGGAAGUAGCCCAGGUGAAGGUUGUGUUCAAAAUUUCCCAAAUCUUGAAGAAACCUAUGGUUGAACAAGUGUGCCGCCUUGAAGAUGCUGAUAGAAAAUUUGAGAAAUAUCAGAGGGAAAUUGGAAUCGGGUAUUCAGAUUGUGAUGAGGUUUCUUAUGAAGAAGAUGAGGAGUUGGAGGAACAAGUGGGAAUGACCCGGGAAUGUGCAUGCAAAGAAGCUGAAUUUGAGCCACUAUGUGAGGUUAAGGAGGGUAUUGUCUACAAGGGGGAGAGUUCCAUGCCUGCCCCCAAGGUAAGUUUGAAACCCCUACCCCUUAGCCUUAAAUAUGCUUAUCUUGAUGUUGAUGAGGGGAGUCCAGUCAUAGUGAGUUAUGAGCUUGAUAACACCUCGUUGGAAAAAUUGCUUGUUUUACUUAGAAAAUAUCGAAGUGUCAUUAGAUACUCACUUGAUGAUAUUAAGAGGAUUAGUCCAACCCUCUUUAUGCACCGGAUUCAUCUUGAUGAUGAGCAUUUCUUCACGAUUGAGCCACAAAGGAGGCUAAACCCCAACAUGAAAGAGGUAGUUAAGGAUGAGAUCCUCAAACUCCUCAAGGCUGACAUCAUCUACUCUUUCAGAUAG
Messenger RNA from Amaranthus tricolor (Joseph's coat), 1551 nucleotides. RefSeq lists its product as uncharacterized. The record is from RefSeq and is a predicted model, not a curated record. The transcript has 2 exons. Lineage: Eukaryota; Viridiplantae; Streptophyta; Magnoliopsida; Caryophyllales; Amaranthaceae. The coding region runs from base 1 to 1551 and encodes 516 amino acids.